This is a messenger RNA of Drosophila busckii, 9873 nucleotides long. It is a transcript of the gene dom, whose product is annotated as helicase domino. The coding region runs from base 199 to 9855 and encodes 3218 amino acids. The record is from RefSeq and is a predicted model, not a curated record. The transcript has 15 exons. NCBI's taxonomy places the organism in Eukaryota, Metazoa, Arthropoda, Insecta, Diptera, Drosophilidae. Gene Ontology annotation, molecular function: histone binding; ATP hydrolysis activity; ATP binding. Gene Ontology annotation, cellular component: Swr1 complex.
GUACUUCAGACGCGUGCACGCAUUUCCUGUAAAAAGUGAAUUUUAGUGCAAAAAUAGUUAAAAAUACAGGAAAAAAAUUGCACGUGCGAGUACAGCAAAAUUUUUACAACGCGGCAGUACAAUUUUUACGCUUGGAUGUUUAGCUGUGAUGUGGAUAUUUUGUGAUUAAAAAUUUUACCCAUCUGAGAUGUCUCAAACAUGAAUGAAGGUAAUUCAGCAGGAGGGGGGCAUGAAGGGCUAAGCCCGGCCCCUCCUGCUGUGUCAGACCGUGUCAAGUUACAACCAACGGAUAAAGCAACAGGAACAGCGCCAAAAUCAACACACAGUACAUCAAACAAUAAUAAAGCUACUGCAACAAACACAACAGCUACAACGCAGCAUCAAAAAGGCAGUAAACAACAACAACAGCAGCUGCUCAGUGCGCAGCUGCCUGUGCCGCUGUCGAAGUUGUCGACAGAGGCAACGGCAGCCGCAACACAGACAGCAGCAGCGUCUCAUAUCUCUGAAGCUGUUUUGGGCGCUGAUAACACAUCGCCACCGCAAUCCAAGCGUCAGCGCUUAGAUAAUACGGAUAACAAAACGGUGGGCGAAAGUAGCAUCAGCAGCAGUGGCGCCAGCGGCAACGGUAACAAUAUUGUGGGCGCUGUUAGCAACAACAUUGUGGGCUCAUUACUGCCAGUUUCUGUUGUUGCCAGCAGUGAAGUUAGUGGUGCUGCUUCGUCGGCACUACACGACUCGAAUGCGCUCAGGAAGCGCAUACUGCAACACAAAUUUCUCAUUCUGCGUAAUCUUAAGGAAAGGCAUUUUGAAAAUGUGUCGGAAUACUUUUAUUUGCAAAACGGUGGCAGUAUGAUGGACUACCCCACGUGGCGUAAAAAGACACGCACACCGCAGUUCAUUAGCUAUAGCAAUGCGAAUCGUAUCGAUCAGCUGAUACUUGAAGAAAAGCCAAGCACAUCUGCUGCCGCGGCAACAGCAUCAGUAUCUGUGUCGCAAACUAUUAAGUUAACAUCUUCUGCAACAACAAUAACAACAGCAGCAACAACAACAAAUGCAGCUACUACUACAACUACAGGCACAACUGGCGUACAGUUAGACACGUCGGAUAGCAGCACAGUUAAAACGAAUACGCAAUCUCAAUUGCCAACAAAAUUGGGCAGCAGUCACACAGCUACAUCAGCGGGAAGUCCAGGCAACAGUGCCACUACAUCAUCAACCACAGAUUCAAGCGGCAAUGCGCUGCCACCGGAGGCUGAAAUUAAGAUACCAGCAGUGGGAGCAACUCCUGUGGCUGUUUCCACAAAAUUACCUGCCGCCGUUGUGCAGUUGACGCAGCAAGGUCACAUACCCGGUAGACCUUUAGGAGGUCGUCACGGUAUGGUCUUCGGUCAAAUACCCGCGCCUCCUGCCGUAGGAAAUUCUUCUGUACCUUUGGUGCCAGGUGGCACUCCACUGUUGCCCUCAACGCCGCUGAGACGCGCUAAUUCACAGCAAAAUGCAACUGGAGCAGCAGCAGCAGCGAGUGGAGCAGCGACCACAAACAACUCUGUGGUUGCAGUCACGUCCACGCCCACGUUUACGGGCGGCAGCAAUGCGCCACUGACACCCAGCACACCUAACUCUGCUGUCGGCAGUGGGAGCAUACUGAGUCCUUUGGCUGGUGGUGGCGGUGGCACGCCAAACAGCGCGCAGGAGUUUUCAUUUAAGGCCAAACAGGAGGUUUACGUUAUGCAGCGUAUAUCCGAAUUACAGCGAGAGGGAUUAUGGACUGAGCGGCGUUUGCCCAAGCUGCAGGAGCCCAGCCGCCCCAAGGCACACUGGGACUAUUUGCUCGAGGAGAUGGUCUGGCUUGCAGCGGACUUUGCCCAAGAACGCAAAUGGAAAAAGAAUGCCGCCAAGAAAUGCGCCAAAAUGGUUCAAAAAUAUUUCCAAGACAAGGCCAAUGCGGCGCAGCGUGCGGAAAAGGCGCAGGAGCUGCAUCUGAAACGUGUCGCCAGCUUUAUAGCGCGCGAGGUGAAGAGCUUUUGGUCGAAUGUUGAGAAAUUGGUCGAGUAUAAGCAUCAGACAAAGAUUGAAGAGAAGCGUAAGCAAGCGCUGGAUCAGCAUCUUAGCUUUAUAGUCGAUCAAACGGAAAAGUUCUCGCAGCAAUUGGCCGAGGGUAUGAACAAAAAUGUGGCCGAAACAACGCCCAGCCUAACUUCCAGUCGUCUCACCUCGCCAAAGCGUGAAUCUGAUGAUGAAUUCAGGCCUGAGUCUGGCUCGGAAGAUGAUGAGGAGACGAUUGCCAAGGCCGAGGAGGAGGCAGCCGAUGUUAAUGAGGAAGUCAAAGCGCUUGCCAAGGAAUCUCAAAUGGACUUUGAUGAUUUCCUCAAUGACCUGCCACAAGGUUAUCUCGAGAAUCGUGAUAAGCUGAUGCUCGAGGAGCAGAGCUCAUCGAAAAGUCCCGCAGAUGCAGAUGGUGAGGCUGACGAAAGUGAUGGUGAAUUCGAGGCAAAAGAAGCAAGCGAUGAUGAUGAGAAUACCAUUAGCAAGCAAGAGGAGGCCGAGCAAGAGAUUGAUCAUCAGAAGGAGAUUGAUGAAUUGGAGGCAGAUAAUGAUUUGUCUGUGGAACAGUUGCUGGCGAAAUAUAAAUCGGGUAAACUUAGGGAUGAGCAACAAUCGCCCAGCGCUAAGCGGCGGAAAAUGGCUGUGGAGACCUCGGAGCAAGAUUCUGAUGAUGAGUCAACGGCGGUAGAAGAUACUACCGAUGACAGUGAUGACAUGGAUGAUGCUAGUGAUGAUGAGGAGCUGUCAACCAUUAAAACCGAUAGCGAACUUGAGCAAGAAGCUGACGAAAAAGAUGAUGGUCUCAAAAGUCUGCUAACAGAUGUUGGUGAUGCUGCCGGCGCUAGCAAAACCGCUAGCAGCAAGGACAACAAGGAUGACAUGCUGAAUGAUGCAGCCGCUUUGGCUGAGAGUCUCCAGCCCAAAGGCAAUACAUUGUCCUCCACCAAUGUGGUGACACCUGUGCCGUUCCUGCUUAAGCAUACGCUACGUGAAUACCAGCACAUUGGUCUGGAUUGGCUGGUGACAAUGAAUGAACGCAAACUCAAUGGCAUUCUGGCCGAUGAGAUGGGUCUAGGCAAAACCAUUCAGACUAUAGCGCUGCUAGCGCAUUUGGCCUGCGCUAAAGGCAAUUGGGGACCACAUUUGAUAGUGGUGCCCUCAUCUGUGAUGCUCAACUGGGAGAUGGAGUUCAAGAAAUGGUGUCCCGGCUUCAAAAUACUCACCUACUAUGGCACGCAAAAAGAGCGCAAGCUGAAGCGUGUUGGCUGGACGAAGCCGAAUGCGUUCCAUGUCUGUAUUACUUCCUACAAGCUUGUCGUGCAGGAUCAGCAAAGUUUUCGACGCAAGAAAUGGAAAUAUCUCAUAUUGGAUGAGGCGCAAAAUAUUAAAAAUUUCAAAUCGCAGCGUUGGCAACUGCUACUCAAUUUCUCCACCGAAAGACGCCUGCUUUUGACUGGCACACCUUUGCAAAAUGAUCUGAUGGAGCUGUGGUCACUAAUGCACUUCCUCAUGCCGUAUGUGUUCUCCUCGCAUCGAGAGUUCAAGGAAUGGUUCUCAAAUCCAAUGACUGGCAUGAUCGAGGGCAAUAUGGAGUAUAACGAGACACUCAUAACGCGUUUGCACAAGGUUAUACGUCCAUUUCUGCUGCGUCGACUCAAGAAGGAAGUGGAGAAGCAAAUGCCAAAGAAGUACGAGCAUGUGGUCAUGUGCCGUCUAUCGAAUCGCCAGCGUUAUUUGUAUGAGGAUUUUAUGAGCCGCUCCAAAACGCGUGAAACAUUGCAAACGGGCAAUCUGCUGAGUGUAAUCAAUGUGUUAAUGCAACUGCGCAAGGUGUGCAAUCAUCCUAAUAUGUUCGAAGUGCGUCCAACGAUAUCGCCAUUUCAAAUGGAGGGCAUUACCUAUCAUACGCCGCGGCUGAUAAGUGAUAUAUUGGAGUAUGAUCCGUUCACGCAAAUCGAUUUGAGCAGCGUCAACAUGAUGCUGCUGCAGCUUGAGCAAACGCUGACUGCGUAUGUUUCGCACAAGUCGCGCCUGCUGUCGCCGCCACGCAAGCUGAUUGAGGAGAUCGAUAGUGCACCCAUGCCACCGCCACGUUGUCCCAAUGGCAAAUAUCGUUUUCACAUACGCGUGCGUAGCGCUGAAUUGGCGCAGCGCAUAAAGCUGCAGGCGGUGCGCGUGGGCGCAAGUCCUGCCAUGAGACUCGACGGCAGCAAGCUGGUGCCCAUGCGCAGUCUGUUGCCCAGUGGGCGUGUGCUGAAGCGUGUCACCGGCAGUAUUAAUCCCAUCAACAUGGCAUUAAAACCCAUGAUAAUCAAUAGUCUGAUAAGCAGUCCAACGACGUCUAGCAGCGGCGCCGGAAGCAACAGCAGCAGUAGCAGCAGCAGCUUGAAUAUGCUGGGUGCUGGCAGUGGCAAGUUGUUGAACACGCGUGCGACCAUUGGCUCGCCCACGCCUGCCAAAGUGGCCAAGACUAUGCAGGAUGGCAAACCGUUCUUCUAUUUAACGCCGGCCACCAAUACAGGCGCACCCUUCGCUCGCUUGACGUUAACAAGCAAAACAACAGCAACAACGGCAACUGCGACAGCGACGGCGACUGGAAUAACAACAGCAAGCACUAGCAGAUCAACUGAUGCACAGCCCAACAAGGAUGUUGCCAUUGUUAAAGAUCUGGCCACGCAUGUGAAGCUUGCAGCAUCGCAGCGAAAGCAAAAUGGCAGCGAAGCAGAUGCUGCAGCCACGCCGCGUGAAGAGGAUCCAUAUCGGUUGCAACAACUGCUUCAGCAGCGCAAGGAGCAACGCUUGGCUUCGCUUAAGCGCAUGGCUGCCGUUAAUCGUCGACGCGGCGAUGCCACGCCCAUUUAUGGCGCCGAUUGCCGAGAGACUUUGGAACACUGCAUGCAGGCCACGCGCACAUUGCGCUACUCCAACUGGCAGACACGUGGUUAUACCAAUUGCUGCGUUGCUAUGCGCCAGCGCAAUGACAAUUGGUCCUUGAAUCUGUUGCUGAAAAACUACGAGCAGCGCUGCUCCGAGCUGAUGCCCAUCUUUGGCAACUUUGUUAUUUAUGUGCCGUCGGUUUGUGCGCCGCGCAUACGUCGCUAUGUGCAACAUUUGUGCUGCACGCACUGGCAGCGUGAGCAGCAGAUUGAGGAAAUUGUCCAGCAAUCAGUAUCACCCAAGCUGGCGCUACUGCAUCCCAUAAUAUCGGCCAUGCGCACACAGUUUCCCGAUCCGCGGCUCAUCCAAUACGAUUGCGGCAAGCUGCAGACCUUGGAUCGCUUGCUGCGUCAACUGAAAGUCGACGGACAUCGUGUGCUCAUCUUUACGCAGAUGACCAAAAUGCUGGAUGUGCUUGAGGCGUUUCUCAACUAUCAUGGACACAUUUAUUUGCGUCUGGAUGGGUCCACUCGCGUCGAGCAGCGUCAGAUGCAUAUGGAACGCUUCAAUGGCGAUAAGCGCAUCUUCUGCUUUAUACUCUCUACCCGUUCGGGUGGCGUGGGUAUUAAUUUAACUGGCGCCGAUACUGUCAUAUUCUAUGAUUCGGACUGGAAUCCUACAAUGGACGCGCAGGCACAAGAUCGUUGCCAUCGCAUUGGCCAAACGCGUGAUGUGCACAUUUAUCGCUUGGUGUCGGAAAAGACCAUCGAGGUGAACAUUUUGAAGAAGGCCAACCAGAAGCGCAUGCUCAGUGAUAUGGCCAUCGAAGGCGGCAAUUUUACGACCACCUUCUUUAAGAGCUCCACCAUCAAGGAUUUGUUUAACAUGGAGCCACAAGCCGAGGAGAAGGAUAAGACUAUUGUGCCAGCCGAAGUGGAGACAACGCCCGAGGUGGAGACAACGGAGAAGCAAUCAUUGCGCGCCUUUGAGCAUGCGCUUGCCGCCGCCGAGGAUGAACAGGAUGUGCAGGCAACUAAGACCGCCAAAGCAGAGGCCGCUGCCGAUCUUGCCGAGUUUGAUGAGAACAUACCCAUUGUGGAUGAUGCUAACACCGAUGGUCCGGCUGUUGAGCUCAGCAAAGCCGACAUGGAAAUGCAGAAUCUGGUCAAGCAGCUUUCUCCCAUUGAGCGAUACGCCAUGCGAUUUGUGGAAGCCACUGGAGCUGCCUGGACUGCCGAACAGUUGCGCGCAGCUGAGGCGGAGCUGGAAGCUCAAAAACGCGAAUGGGAGGCAAAUCGCUUGGCGGCCAUGCAGCAGGAGGAGCAGCUGCUCAAACAGGAAUCGGAGGCCGAUGAGAUCUUGACGUACAGCCGCAAGGAUGCCAGCAAUCAGGUCUGGAUAUCGCGUAAUUCCAUGGAACAGAUGCCGAUGUGGUGUCCGCCAACGCCGCCGCAGGACAACAACGAUAUCUAUAUAGAUCAUUCGCUGGCAUUCAUGUACGACCUGGAGCCCAUACCAGAGACGGAGCUGCCGGCCGUCUAUGUGCGUCGCGAGCUGAAGCGUUCGCGCCUCGACGCUGGCUUCGAUGGCAGUCGGCGACCCAACAAGAUGCGCAGGGAGGACACCUAUGUGCCGCCACGUUCGCUGUUCGAUCGGCCCACCGCACAGCUGGCGCGACUGCGACGCGAGCUGAAGAGUCAACGCUUCCGCGGCAACUUCAAGCCCAACUCCAUGAUACCGGGUUUGAAGCCACAGGUGGCGCCCAAGCCGCUCACCGAGCCCGAGGCCAUGAGCGAGUGGUGUCUGUUCGAGGACAUUGCCAUACUGCAUGUGCUUAUCAAUCUGCAGGGACUGCCCUGCAGUCUAAUGCUGCUGUCACCUGGCCAAACACCCAACUGGGAUUUGGUCUCGGAGAUGGUCAACUUCUGCUCCAAGACGUAUCGCUCCGCACGGCAGUGCCGUUGGCGCUACGAGACGCACAUACAGCCACGCGAGGAGGGCAAAGUGGUGGAGAGUCCCAAGAAGCAGAAGAAACUCAAACCCACGCUGCGCACCGAGUACAUGAAGAGUCCGCUGCGCUAUCUGCGCACCACCCAGCUCUAUGCCAGCGACAACAACGCCUCGUUCUAUAAGGUGAUGCGACAGCGCUUCGAUACCAUAAAGACCGCGUAUCUGAAGAAGGCGCCGCCGCCCAAGCGUCAGUUCAAUGCGCCCAGCCUGAUGAAUCCCAAGCAUAUGGAGGUGCUGCAGGAGUUUGGCAUCUGCAAUUACGACCAGCCCGUAACGCCGCAGAAUAUAGCGGUGAUGAAGGCCAACAAGUUGCGUGAGAAGCAGCGCGGGCAGCUGCCAGCCAUGGCACAGCAACCACAAGCAAGCAAUCAGCAGCAGCAGCAACAACAACAACAGCAGCAGCAGCAACCAGUGCAGCAAAUGCAACAACAGCAGCAGCAGCAACAACAAACGCAACCGUUGCCUACCAUAGGCUCAGUGCAGCAAGCUGUGGAGCUCGUGUCGAAUCUGAGCACACCAGCUACAGUUGCUACUGUGCCCGCCAGCAACACAGCGCAGCAGCAGCUGCAACAGCUGCAAAUCCAGCAUGUUACACCCACACAACAAACCGCCAUAUUGUUGCAGCAACAGCCACAGCAGCAGCAGCAGCAACAACAGCAGCAGCAGCAGUUGCGCACUCAGAGCAACACCACGCAACAACUGGUCAAGACUAUUGUGGGCACCACUGCCAAUUUAACAGCUGGACAGCUGCAGCAGCUUGCGGCUGCCAGCAAUGCCGGCGGCAGUGUGCAACUGCAGCAAUCGUCCGGCGGUCAGUCCAGCGUGAGCGUGGUGCUCACCACGCCGGUGCAGACAUUGCCGCUGGCCACGCACAGUCAAGGCGGCAGCACAGCUCAAAUUGUGGCCAUCAGCACGCAAACAACGCUGCCCGUGAACACAGCUCCCCAGCUGGGCAGCAUAGUGCAAACCCAAACGUUGCCGCAGGUGGUCUCAGUGGGUCCCUUGACGCAAACCACGACGAGCGUGCAACAGCAGCAGCAGCAGCACCAGGGCAACACUGUUGCCACCCUGAACACGGCCAUUUUGCGUGGUCCACGCUCAGUGCAAGCGAUUGUGGCUGCAGCCUCAGCCGGCGGCACGCCAUUGCAUACGGAUGUGGUGCUGCAGCAGCGCGGCAAUGCUGGCGGUCAAUCCAUUGUCACCAUGCCCGCUCUUGGACAGAAUGUAAGUGCAGCGCAGUUCCAGACGCAGCUGCGCCUGGCUGCGGUCUCUGCCGCCAACAGCAACCAGACCACACAGCUGGUCACCACCAAGGGCAUACCGGUGAGCGCGCUGCAGCAGAGCGGCAAGACGGUGCUGCCGGGCACGCAGCAGCCAGGAGCGCAUAUACAACUGUAUCGCCAGCGUAAUCUGAAAGUGUUGCAGGCUACGCAAGCGGCGGCAGCAGGUGGCGCAGCAACUGCUGGCGGCGGCACAGGCAAUCUGAGCUCCACUGUAGUGCAGACAACAGGUGGCACUUUGGCACCCGGCACCAUCAUACAGACCAGCAAUCUGAUGCAAGCGCAGACGCAUGUCAGCAGCCAAAAGGUGGCCGUGUCGGGCAUGGCGGGCGCCACCACCGUGCAGGCGGGCAAUGUGGUCAGCUCGGUGCAGAUGCACGGACAGCCCAGAACGCAGUUCAUCAAGCAAAUGACCGCUGGCAAGCAGACGCUGCAGCGCCAGGUGCUGGCCACUGAAGCUGGCGGCAGCGGCGGCGCAGGCACCACCGAUGGCAUGCUGCUGGUCAAGCGGCAUAACAUUCUGGCGGCGCAAAAGGCGCAGCAGGCAACCGGACCACUGUUCACCACUACAACGACAACCACCAGCGGCGGUGUUGCUGUGCAGCAGCAGCAACAGCAAUUGCCUGUGGCACAGCAGCUGCAAACGCAGCAGGUGACGCCGCAGCAGAUUGCGUCGCUGGUUAAAGCCUCCACAGCGGCGGCGGCUAGCGGCAGCAGCGUCAAUGCAGGCGGCGUAACAGUGUCCGCCACCGGACCGCCCAAUGUGCAAGCGGGCAGCGUUAACAUGACGCUGCCGCAGCUAAAGCCGGGCAGUCAGAUUAAGGUAACGAUGCCCAAUCAAAUGCGACAUCUGCAGAUGCAGCAGCAACUGGGCAUGCCACGCAAAAUCAGCCGCAUGACGCAGCUGGUGAGCGCCUCGGGCCAGCCCACUGCCACCAACAUUGUGGCCAGCACUACAGUCGCGCAGCAGCAGCAGCAACAGACGCAAGGCGGCGUGACGCUCUCGCCGGCAACACAGCAGCAGCAGCAACAGCAGAAGGCCACAGCGGGCAGCGUGCAGGCGCAACUGUUGCACAUACAGAACACCAAAGCGCUGCAGAUACAGCAAGUGAUGCGCGGCGGACAACAGACGGGCCUGGUGCUGGGCAAGACCAGUGUGGGGCGCGUCAUACCCGUUUCCGUUGCCUCGCAGGCGAAUCAGCGUCAGACCAUACAGGUGGUGUCGGCUGCAUCUGCGCAAGCUUUGGCUGCCGGCAAUUUGCGUGCGGGCCAGAAUAUUGCCAACUUGAAGGUGGCCACCACAUCGGGCGGACAGACAACGCAACAGACGCUUAUUGCAGCGCUGCAGCAGAAUCAGCGACAGAAUGCGAGUCCAGUGCGUCUGCAGACAGCCAGUGGCAAUUUGUUGGCAGUGGUGCAACAGCAGCAGCAGCAACAACAACAACAGCAGCAGCAGCAACUUACCAGCAUUGCCACAACGGGUGAAGUGAUGACUAUAACACAAACCACAGCCACAUUGCCCACAGUGAGCAGCUUGCAACAGCAACAACAACAACAACAGCAGCAGCAGCAACAACCUACAACGCAACAGGUACGCACGCUGGUGAAGAAAAAGAUUCUGAUCAGAAGUGAGAAAGAAUAACAUUUAAUGAACGUCACU